Molecule: messenger RNA, 1038 nt
Organism: Rhagoletis zephyria (snowberry fruit fly)
Lineage: Eukaryota; Metazoa; Arthropoda; Insecta; Diptera; Tephritidae
Source: RefSeq, a predicted model, not a curated record
AUGGCAAACAACAAUGCCUCCAAGAUUUUCGUCAACUACAGCACCGAAACGGUCCGUUUUGAGUAUGAGUGCUCAUUUGAUAAGUUCACAACUCGAAAUGAAGCUUUCGUCACUAAAGAGUUUGCUCCACCGGGCCGUCGAGAACCGCUUUUCUACCUCAGUGUUAACACAAAUGCUGAAAACAUUCCUAAUUUACAUGAGUUCAUUGCCACUCUAAUUUUGAAAUCAUCUACCGCGGUUAAGUGUAAAACGUCAAGCUGGCUGCUGACCAAGAGUGGGGACAUCUGGAAAAGUCAAGAUUCUGACUUCUUUAUUAGUAAAAAUGGACAAAAAGAUAUUUGUAUUGAAAGCCGCGAAAAUAUAUGCAAUCCUGAUACCGGACUGCUGUCAGAAAAUGCCCUCACUUUUUGUUGCGAGUUUACUCUGGAGUUGGAAACAAUUUCCGAAAAGCUGACCAUUGCUCGCCCAAUCCGAAAACUGGAUGACAAGGUGCAAGUACUGGAUGAUCUGGGAAAAUUGCUCCAAAGUGGCGAGUUCUCCGACUUUGAGUUUACUAUCGGCGAGCGAAAGUUUCCUGUUCACAAGUGCAUCUUGUACUCUCGCGCACCUUACUUAAAAGCGAUGUUUACGCAAGACUUUGAAGAGAAGACCACUAAAAGUGUGCCGAUCGAGGACAUCGACGCCGACAUGUUCACCGAACUGCUCGAGUACCUCUACACAUCGAAGCUUCCCGAGUUCACUGACGAAAUGAAGGCGAUUGAAGUGCUGACUAUCGCUGACAAGUACCAACUUGAUUCACUAAAAAUGAUUGCUGAAAAUGAGCUCAGCGCAAUGAUGACUACCGAGUCGAUGUUCAACUUGCUGAUGAUCGCCGACAUGUACAACGCCGCAGUACUCAAGGCCAACGCCAUGAAGUUCAUCGCCAGCAAAGCCACCUCAAUGGACAUUCUGAAGGCGCUCUUUGAAAAUGAACUUUUUGGCAGUAUGCAGUCAAAGACGCUGAUGUCUGCCAUGCGAGAUCUGGUGAAGGACGAGUAG